Helianthus annuus (common sunflower) is the source of this 1216-nucleotide messenger RNA. RefSeq names its product F-box protein At4g35930. Gene Ontology annotation, molecular function: protein binding. Lineage: Eukaryota; Viridiplantae; Streptophyta; Magnoliopsida; Asterales; Asteraceae. The transcript has 5 exons. The coding region runs from base 140 to 976 and encodes 278 amino acids. The record is from RefSeq and is a predicted model, not a curated record.
AAACCCUAGCAAGCAAGCAACCUCUCUUUUCUCCAAUCUUUCUCUCUACGGCUGCUGCCUCCUCUGUGUUUCCGCUUCAAUUUCAGGGUAAAGUUUCUGUUUCUGUGAGAACAAACGGGCCGGAAUCGAAGGAAGUAGGAUGGGGAAAGCAUCUCAUAAGAACAAAACAUCGAUGAAAUCGAAGCAGAAGCUACAGAUUCAUGACUGUAACAAGUAUUUGAAGCCGGGUGCUCUUGCUCAGCUUUGUAAUAGCAAAGCAUCAGCAUUGGUAUCCAUGUCGUGUUUGGACCUUGGGAAGAAAAGGGUUGCGGUUUUGGAUGCUGAAGAAGCUGGGUGUAAUCUUUUGUGUCAGAACAAGUCUGGUGAUGAUAGUCCGAUAAUAUCAUCUCCUGAACGAUUAAGGGUUGGAUACGCGGAUGAACCUGUUGAUUCGCUGAAAGAGAAUAGCUUACAGAGAACACCGCGCCCUGAUGAAGGGAAGGCGGAUUAUGAAUCAAGGCUUGAGUCUCUUCCAAUGGAAAUGCUGGUCAAAAUACUUUGUCACCUGCACCAUGACCAACUUAGAGCCGUUUUCCAUGUUUCAGAGAGGAUCAGGACGGCUGUUAUUAUAGCGCGUAAGUUUCAUUUUAACUACACUACCCCCGAUAGAUCUCGACAAGAAAUGCUGAAUAUGAUGACCCCACUCCCUACACAACACUGGCCUUUUGUGAGUAAGGAAGAUGAGAAAAAGAAAGCACUGACGUUACCAAGAACUCCGAAAGCACCUAGGCAUGGGGCCCGCCCUCCUUCACGUUACAAACUGAUCGAGAUGCGACAAGUGGCGGCUGUUUUGUUCCAGGAAUCAUCGUUUUCUCCAAAGUACAUUGUUCCAUCUGUACUCCCAAAACCAAUAUGCAAAGCGAUUCCUUCCAACAGAGUGUUGUUUGAUGAGGAACUCGAGCUUUGUCAAGCCGUUGCUCAGAAUAAACUUCGUUAGUAACUUAGUAUCAGGCUGUUGCUCAGAACAAACUUCGUUAGUAUUUGAAUAUACUUUAUUUAUAUGCAUGUACAGUAGCCAUUUGUUUUCCGCCUUUUUGUUAUUUAGGUUCUUACAAUUUUCACAUGGUGGAUUUUGUUGGAUGGCGCUGUGGUUUGUGCUAGUACGAUAGAUCGGUUGUGAAGCGAAUAAUGUUCUAGUCUUUUGGUUUUUAGUUGUUGUGAAGACAUGUUAUCUAUC